Molecule: messenger RNA, 3222 nt
Organism: Volvox carteri f. nagariensis
Lineage: Eukaryota; Viridiplantae; Chlorophyta; Chlorophyceae; Chlamydomonadales; Volvocaceae
Exons: 14
Coding region: 1-3222 (1073 amino acids)
Molecular function (GO): metallopeptidase activity
Source: RefSeq, a predicted model, not a curated record
AUGACGGUCAUUACUAGCAUUGCUCGCGUCAUCGUUCUCCUAGUCGCCUUGUUUGGCGGGAAUUCUCACAUUGCGCACGCCUCGCGGAGGGACAGAGGCCUGCUGGCCGCGCCGUCCUCCAAUGCACUACUGCCGUACUUGACACCCGUCAUCUUGAAGCUGUACACAUCACAGCCGUCGCGUAGGACGUCCGCCGUGGUCGGAAACAUGUACUCUCUGUCUUGGAGCUUGUACGGAUCAUCCCCAACGUUGCAGGGCUGCUAUUACGAUUUGUACAAGUCUUUGGGUGCUACCUUUUCCUGGGUCCGGGACAACAUCCCCCUGCGGCUGCAGGAGGUCCCCGGGCAGCCUCUGGCCUCCGCCGCGUGGCCCGACAUGUCACAGACACCCGCGCUCAAGCUGUCGGCGGCAGUGGCGGAGGCCCUGCUGCCGCCUAACGGCCUCAGUGAGACGGCCUUGUUGCUCAACACCAGCUGCGGCCUGGCUGCGGCCGACUUUGCGGCCCUGGUCCCAAACAUAUCGUCCGUCCUCGCCGACUUGCAUGCGGACCUGCCAUUGCUUCAGAACGUUACAAGCAAGUUGCAUCGGGCGCAUUGGGACUCGAAGGCGCGGGGUGAAGACGACUCCCGCCCCCUUCCUAAGGCAGUCAAGCAUCGCCGCGAUGAUGGCCCGGUGUUGGCCUCUACAACCAGAGAGAACUCGACGACCUCUGCGGGCGCCGUGGUGGCUAGCCAGCCGUCAGGGGGGCUGUCCGCACCUGCUGGCGAUGGUGCUGUUGCUGCCGUUGGUGGCGGUGCCUUGGCGCUGCGGGGCCGUCGGAAGCUUCAGCAGCAAACUGGCAGCAGCAGCAACAGGAUUUACACUUUGCCUACCGGCGGGUUUACCCCGGCUGCGCCGGCCACUGUGCCGCCCGUGUUGAUCCCACUCGUCUUCCACGUCAUGCUUUACAGAAACAAGGACGGCACGAUCGGACCUGCGCAGUAUGAUCAGGCGCCAAAGUUCAUUGAUCGGAUGGUGUACUUGGUGAAUUUGAUGUCGAAGCCGACAAACUUCGGGUUCUUUGUCAAGGAGGUCCGGAACAACGCCACGCGGUUCCCAGGUCUCCUUGUGGGCAACCGAAGCAGGUGGCUCGAUGUGCCAUUUUGCGAGGACAGCGGCUGCCUUAACGACGACCCUACCGUGUCUUCGCUUGUGUCCGACUGGCCUCGGAGCAUCAACGUUUUCGUGGCCGCCGACACGGCCUCGGGGGAUACGACCCUUGGCUACGCAUACGUCCCUUCUUCGGAUUUGUACCCCACCGGGGGUCUGGUUUUCCUCACCUGGGACUCCGUCUCCACUUCUGGAUUCAAUUCCCCAUUGUACUACAACGACGGGGCGCUGACGCUCCUUCACGAGACUUUCCACCAUCUCGGGCUGCAACACCCAUUUGGCACAUCAAGCUCCUACACCUGCAGCGAUGAUGACUACGUUAUCGACACACCGGUGUCCUUUGGGUCGGUCGAUUACUACACGUCAAUCUACUCGAUGGCUAUAAAGUACUGUCUGGAAAUCUUUUGGGCGCAGCUCGACGGGCGGUGGGACCUGGCCUACCAGCGAAUGGGUUCACGUCUUGGCAUCCCGGACGCCGACAAGAACGCCUGGGCCGACACCUGCCCCGGCAGUCCCGGAUAUGAUGAGCUGGGCAACUACAUGACGUACAACGCCCCCAUCUGCUUCGCGGCGCUGGGGCAUUUCACAGCGGCCCAGGCGCAACGGGCGCAUUACAUGACGGCGGAGCUGAACCCCGUAUUGUAUGCGUGGGGCCAAUAUUACGCGUCCCGGGCAGCCCCUCCACCGCCCAGGGCGUCCCCACCUCCGGAUGUUUCAAUGGAUAUUUGCAAAGUCACUUCUACGGAUUGUCCGUGCAAGAGCAAUUGGACCUUUGGGGGCCAGUCGUACUCGUACUGCGGUCAGCUGUCAGCGACCUCUGAUCAGUUAUGGUGCGAGGUACAGAAUUAUGCAACGUGCUCAGCUUGCAGCAACCUGUCUGGAUGCAUCUUAAAGUGCAUAGAUAUCGCGACGCCGACGGUCUGCAAGAUACGACCCCUAUCCGGGUCAACAGCCCAACCACCGCCAUCGCCGCCACCCUUCCCGCCCCCGCCGCCGCCAGUUGCGAUACCAGACGCCUGUAAGGUGCAUGGUGUCGCCUACGUGCCCAUCCUUCAUGGACGAGCCAUACCAAUACUGCUCUCCGGUUCUCACCCCAUCGUAUUGCCGUACUAUUCCCAAGUUGCCCGGUUAGCUGUCUUACUGAGGAGCAAGUAUCUGCACUUGUCGCAGGCCUCCAAGCCCAUCACCAGCGCCCCAACCUCCAAGCCCCCGGCCGCCAUUACCCCCGCCUCCAAGCCCGCCACCACCAUCACCUCCGCCACCAGCGCCCCAACCUCCAAGCCCCCGGCCGCCAUUACCCCCGCCUCCAAGCCCGCCACCACCAUCACCUCCGCCACCAGCGCCCCAACCUCCAAGCCCCCGGCCACCAGUACCCCCGCCUCCAAGCCCGCCACCACCAUCACCUCCGCCACCAGCGCCCCAACCUCCAAGCCCCCGGCCACCAGUACCCCCGCCUCCAAGCCCGCCACCAUCAUCACCUCCGCCACCAGCGCCCCAACCUCCAAGCCCCCGGCCACCAUACCCCCGCCUCCAAGCCCGCCACCACCAUCACCUCCGCCACCAAGCCCCCAACCUCCAAGCCCCCGGCCACCAGUACCCCCGCCUCCAAGCCCGCCACCACCAUCACCUGCGCCUCCAAGCCCCCGGCCAGGAUCGCCCCGGCCUGCAAGCCCCCGACCACCACCCACCCCGCCACCAAGCCCGCCUCCACCAUCCCCACCGCCACCAAGCCCACCGCCACCAAGCCCACCGCCUCCAAGCCCACCGCCUCCAAGCCCACCGCCUCCAAGCCCACCGCCUCCAAGCCCACCGCCUCCAAGCCCACCGCCUCCAAGCCCACCGCCUCCAAGCCCACCGCCACCAUCCCCGCCACCACCAAGGCCCCGGCCUCCAAUUCCCCCCCUUCCAAGCCCCCGGCCUCCAAGCCCCCGGCCUCCAAGCCCCCGGCCUCCAAGCCCCCGGCCUCCAAGCCCCCGGCCUCCAAGCCCCCGGCCUCCAAGCCCCCGGCCUCCAAACCCGCCGCCGCCAUCGCCACAGCCUCCAAGCCCCCGGCCUCGCGCCCAGCCCGCAUAG